Messenger RNA from Helicoverpa zea (corn earworm), 5732 nucleotides. RefSeq lists its product as uncharacterized. Bases 798 to 2459 code for a protein of 553 amino acids. The transcript has 6 exons. The record is from RefSeq and is a predicted model, not a curated record. NCBI's taxonomy places the organism in Eukaryota, Metazoa, Arthropoda, Insecta, Lepidoptera, Noctuidae.
GUACACGCAGAGAAAUUGGUGACAAACAGAAGUACUGAAUCGAAUAGUAAAAUGAAGUUACAAAGUUUCUAGUUUGAAAUACUUGACCCUUGUUAUCUUUACGACUAAUUACUCAUUCCUACUAAUCGUAUGUUUCAUUAUAUUAUUUGAUUAAUGUAGCUUACAAAAAAAUAUAAUUGAACAAAAACAUCAAUAAUUUAUGUAUCAUGAACAAGAAUUCUGUUAAUAUUUAUAUAAUGUAUUGUAAGUAAUAAGAAACAGAGAUUCGCAAUUACUAAAUGAUCCAAUUACGGUUAAUGAUUUACAAUGUUACUGGUAGACUACGAGUGUGUUUGUAAUCAAAACAAUAAUAUUUUUAUUACAACUACAUUAUUGUUUGCAGUACAUAUCGUUCGUAGCGUCACUUAAAAAUCGUUUAGUUUGGUUUACCCUUUAUGUAGUGUUAGGCCUUAACAAGACUAUUAUAGUAAAAACCGCACCGGAAACAGUAAACGGUACAAUGCAUGUAUUACUCCGUGCUAUUUGUUAGUGUGUUUUAAAAUAUUAUAAAAUAAUAAUGUUACAAUAACAAUCGAGGUGGUAUUCAUAGCAAAGUAUCUUGUACUGUUUAUCGAAAACUGUGUUUUUGUAAACAAACUCGCGCGCUCGCAUCCCGCCCCGCCACCGCCACCCGCACCCGAGCCGGCGUCCGGCUUGGCGGCCAUUGUGUUUUUGACCAGCGAGCGAGCGCAGUAUUGCAGAUUGAAUUUGAAGUGUUUUUCGCCUUUUUGGGUUAUUAUUACAAAACCAGUGACGAGAUGGAUGAUGACAUUGACCAAGACGUCCCUCAGUUAUUAAAGCAGUGGGGUUUACCCCAAUAUAUUCAUACUUUUCAAGUAAAUGAUAUAACAAUAUCAACCCUGUCAAUGAUAGACAGAGGUCUCGCCAAGGAACUAAUCCCGUCCAUUGGGGAUCGGGCCAAAUUCUUAAAAAAUUUAGAUAACUGGAUCAAAAUAACAAACCCAGAAUGCCCAGAAUUCAGCAGCUGCAGCUCUCCCCCUACAGUUUUUGUAGAUAUGCUUAAUCCCAAACACAAACAAAUAAAGAGUGUGAGUGAAUUUAUAGCCCCUUUGAACAAGAAUAAUACCUCUACCCAACUAAAUGAUUCCAAUUCCAUUAUACCUCCUACCAUUGGUGAGAAUGAGGAGGCUUGCUCUAGUGUGGAUCUGGAUAUGACCAUUUGUAAUGAAGAUGAAUUUCCGCCGUUGAAAAAUCUACUCUUAAAAUCGAAUGAAGGACAAGGCCUGCUAAAUUUAUAUUCAGAACAAGGCAAAUUAUCAAAUAAUGGGCGAAGAAAAGUUUGCAAUAUAAUAAUAAAAGACCUAAUGCAAUCAGACCCAAAUAAAAGAAUAGACAGUUCUCUACUUCUUACAAAAGCACAAGAAAUAACUGAAGUAUUCAAAAAGGAAAAUAUAAGUACUUACUUUAUUCCAUACAUUAAUGAUACUAAACUUAAAAUAAAAAGAUGUGCAAAAGGCAAAUUAUAUGACUGUCUACAAAACAGGCGCCGCGAAUUAAGGGAGGCUAAGGUUAUUAAAAAGAAAAAUGGCAGCAACAUCAACAAUAACAGCAACGAGCCAGAAGUCGUCGAAGAAGAUGGUGGUGCAGAUGAAGAUAUCCAGUGGCUCCAAAACUGUACAGAACCCUGGCAUUUAGUGAUAGAGAAGUGGCAAAAAACUUCCAAAAAUAGAUUGAAGGAAAUAGAGACUUCAGAAAUGACCAUCGGAGCAUACAUUAAUAAAUAUCCAGUGUUAAAAACGCCACGCGGGCAUGAGCUUCUUAUUGAAGAUUUUCAAUUUUUAUACCCAUUGUCAGGGAAUAAAUUAUUUGAAAUAUUCCCAACAAUAAAAAAUAAUAUAUUCAAGGUGGCUCUAUCUAAAACCCAAGUUACUGAAGUAAAAGAAAUACUGGAACAACUACAGCUUCUAAACAAAAAUGAUGAACAUUAUGAGGAAGUUGAGUCAAUACUAGCGUUCAUGCUGUUGCCGCUGCUCUUGGGAAACCCAACACACAGAACCAAGAAACAAGUGUGGCGGCCAUCCAAAGCUGAAGUAAAGGACGGCUUCAUUACACACGUGCUGAGACCAAUGGACGUGCAAGCCGCUAUAGCCCACAGACGUGAAAAAUAUUUAAGAUAUAAGCUAACGCUCCAACCGGUGAUUGUGAUUGUUGGUUCUUCUUAUACGGACAUACAAAAAUACUUUGUCGUAGUUAACGAUUUAUUUUUCGAAACGAAUUCAAUUUUAAAAGCAGUGGAUACAUGUUUUAAAAUUUUCCACUCUCUUCACUGUCAAUAUCCGACAGAGAGUGUGUGCGUGUGGAACUUCAUACAACUAGGACUAUACCAGUUAAAAACCAAGUGGGACAAAACCUAUAGCACUGUUAAUGCUUUCAUUACUGAUCUGGACAUUGAUCUUUAACAAUUUAAAUACUUAAUUAAUAAAAAAAAAGCCUGUUAAAAUGCCUAAAUGUUUUGUAUGUUAUGUAGAUUUAUCAACUUACAAACAAUUGUGUACUCACAUAACGUUAUAUCACCAGAAAUGGGGCUUACCUUUAAAUAAUUACAUUUGUUUGGAAGAAGAUUGUAAAAGGAAAUUUUUUCUCUUUAAUUCGUUUAAGAAGCAUUUAAAGAGUCAUCAAAAAGAAUCAAAUUCCUUAGAUAUUCAUGCCAAUGACAUAUCAACAAAUAAUUUAUUGAGUAUAGUCCCUCCAGUGACAAAUUCAACUACUUCUGAUAUACAUUCUAUGGAAAGUAAGUCUGUAACUAACAGCUCCUGUAAUUUAAAUAUUGAACCUAUGAAAAAUAUUGAAUCAGUUACCAACCCUAUAGCCAAGUUUGCUUCAUUGUUAUAUGCCAAUUCAGUUAUACCGCUUAAUGUGGUUCAAGAAAUAAUGGAAAACUUAAGUAACAAUAUUAUUUAGCCUUUACUUGAUCCUUCUUCAAUGCACGAUACCGUAAAAGAGGACUGUUACCAAACUACAUAUAAUAAAAUUGCAUCCUUAAAUGAGUCAAUGAAAGAUUUUGAAUCAGAACAUAAGAGGCUGUCUUACUUUAAACGUCAUGGUACAUAUAUAGAGCCCCAGGAAUAUACUGUUGGACAACGACUAGAGACAAAAUAUGACAGUAAUAAUCAUUGCAAUAUUACUACAGUGAAAGCAACAGCAAUGCAUAUUCCUUUAAACUUAAUACUUAAAAAUUUUUUUGAAAUGGAUGGUGUAUUGGAGGAAACUUUGCAAUUUUUUAAAACAAUUCUAAACAAUGAUAGUAAUUUAGUCCAAAAUAUAAUAAAAGGGUCUGAAUGGCAAAAAAAGCUUGCUUUACAUGAAGAUAAAAUUGUAUUUCCUUUGUGUCUUUUUUUUGACGAUUACGAAGUUGGUAACGCUUUAGGCAGUCAUUCAGGCGUACACAAACUUGGGGCUGUUUAUAUUAGUGUUAUGUGUAUUCCUCCCCAUAAAAUAUCACAUCUUGGUAAUAUAUUUUUAUCACUAUUGUUCCAUUCUUCCGAUCGACAAAAAUUUGGCAAUAAUGUUAUAUUUGCCCCAGUUAUUUCAGAUUUAAAUAAUUUAUUAGAAAAUGGAAUCGAGGUUUAUAAUUCUGGAAGGAAAACUAAACUCUAUUUUGAAUUAGCUGUUAUUAUAGGGGAUAACUUAGGUAUACAUACAAUCACAGGAUUUGCGGAAUCGUUUUCAUCCAACUAUCCAUGCCGUAUAUGUAAGAUUACUAAAGAAACUAUGAGAAAGGCUUAUGAAUGUGAUGAAUCUUUGCUACGUACUAUGCCCCAAUAUAUGGUAGAUGUAGAAUUACAAAAUGUUUCUGCUACAGGCAUUAAAGAUAAAUGUGUUUGGCAUGAGGUAAAAGGGUUUUCAGUUAUAGAUCAUGUUGGAGUUGACAUAAUGCAUGAUCUCUUAGAAGGAGUCUGUAAAUACGAUAUGAGUUUCAUUGUUUUGAGUUACAUUACCGACCUUAAAUAUUUCUCGUUAGAAAUUUUAAAUAAUAGAAUCAUUUCUUUUAAUUACGGACCUGAUAGAAGGAACACACCCCCAAUCAUUACAUUAGAUCAUUUGCAACGCAAUACUCUAAAAAUGUCAGCAGCAGAAACACUUUGUUUUGUAAGAUACUUUGGACUGCUAGUCGGUGACCUGAUACCCGAUCAUGAUGCAAUUUGGAAUAUUUAUAUUUGUUUGAGAAAGAUAAUGGACAUUGUCAUGUCAACUGUCAUUAAUAAAUCAGACUCAGAUUUAUUGAAAAGUCUCAUUUCCGAACAUAACUUCUUAUAUUUGGCAUAUAGUAAAAAAUCCUUAACUCCUAAAUUCCAUUAUCUUACUCAUUAUCCACAGAUGUUAAUUAAAUUCGGUCCCUUAGUAAAUAUCUGGUCGAUGAGGUAUGAAGCUAAACAUCGCAUAUCUAAGUUAUAUGCAAACGUGACCAAUAAUAGAAUUAAUAUUUGUAAAUCACUGGCUAUUAAACAUCAACUUCAAUUAAAUAAUAAGUUUAUCAGUAACACCUUCUUGAAACAGACUGACUGUGGAAGAAAAAAAAGCGUAAGCGAUAUGAGAAUUACUGAAAAUAUUGCAUGUCAAUUACAGUUAGAGUUGACAAAUUUAUAUAAAUGUAAUUGGGUCACAGUUAACGGAAUUAAGUACACUGCUAAUAUGACGUUAACGUUAGAUUUUUAUGAAGACAAAUUACUACCAAAGUUUGGCUUAAUCGAAAAUAUUUUUAUAGCCGAUGAUUAUUUUAUUAUUCUGGAGUGUUCUUUGUUUGAUACGUUAUGUUUUAAUGAACAUUUAUAUUGUUUUGAUGUAGAAUUAUUAAGUGAUAGAAAUACUUAUUUUUUUUCCUUAGGAAACAUUGCUAGUUACGUGCCAAAUAAUUUGACACUUAGUGUUGAUGGUAAACAUUAUCAUGUUACGCCACGAUCUUCAAUUUAGAUAUUUAAUUGAUCUCAAUCUAAGACUAAUUCAAGUUACAACCCCGAAUGUCUGUAUAUUAAGAAAAAAUAAUACUUAUAAUUUAUAACAUUUAUAACUAAUUAGCCGGGUGUCCACUGGCCGCACGCCUCGCGAGGCAGCGCCGCGCGCGCAAAACGUCCGUGCUCAUGUGCGCACGUUUGCCGCGCCCGAGGAAAUUUAUUCGGCAAGAUGGCAGCCGAUAGUCAGUUGUUCAAAAUAGUUUUUGUACAUAUUUAUUCCCGUGGCACGUAAUUCAUGGUUUUCGCAUUUUCUUUUGGGUAAAGAUUAAUAAAAAAAGUAAAUCAUUCACGAUUUACGGCAGAAACAUGUGCACUCAUUGCAAAACUAUUUUGAACAGCUGACUGAUGGCCGCCAUCUUGCUGAGUUUUAUAUGUGUUUUAUAUGUGUGUGAUAUCGCAGCUUGCUCGCCGCGUGCUCGCGGCGAUAUUAAUGCUAGUGUGAACAGGCUCUAAUAGGGCCCCAUACUUUACAAGUUGAAUGUAGAAAUGAUAAGUAUAAGGGACGUCGACGCUGAAAAGACGCCUGAACGGGUAGCAUGAUCGCGCGAAAAGUGAUAAAACAUCUCCCUAUCGCACUAUUAGUAAGUGCGAUAGGGACGGAUGUUUUAUCGCGCGAUCAUGCUACCAAUGCAGAUGUGAGGGGCCGUAAUGUGUAAGUGUAAUUUCUAUGGACCAAUGAUUGUGAUGAUUAUAUUAAAAUAAAUGUCAUUUUUCUCUGUA